GGUCACUACUGCUUUAUCAUACUGACACAAAAACCUAAUGAUGACACUACUUUUCAACCGCUGUAGUUUUUUCAGCUCUGUAAUUGAAUUCAGUCUUCACUUUUUUCUCUUUACCCUCUUUACCCUUCCAUCUCAUUGUGGAUAGUCUCAAGAAAAGAGAAAGAUAAAGGAGAGGGUAAGGAGGGAAGGAAGGAAAAAAGAUAAAAGCGGCAAAGAAAGUGUAGGAAAGGGAAGGGAAAAGAUAAAAGUGGCAGAAAGUGUAAGAAAGGGAAGGAAACACAAAUAUAUGAGUUAAAACAGAAACAAAAGAGGUAAAUGGACAAUAUCACCUAUUCGUCUGUUCAACGUAAUUUUUUUUUUGUAUUUUAGAUAUCGCAAUAAUAAAGGAUUUAUUGAGCAUGUUCACGAAAGAAGAGGUGUUUAAUAUUUAGAGGUGUUUAAUAUUUUUUAAAUUUUAUAGGUUGAGAAUUGAGUCCAUCAAUUGUUCCUAUACUGAUAAAAAAAUCAGAGUUUGUCCGAGCAUUUUCUGACUGUAAGUCAUUGUUAGACCUUGUCUCAAUUGUUGUGCCAAUAGAUACUAGAGCGAAGGGGAACAUAUUUCAUAUUCCACUUCACAGUCCCCUGCUUCUUGCUCUUGUACUUCUCUCUUUAGACUUUCAUUUCACACAAGAGUAAUAGCAGUUCACUAUCCGUCCACAGUAAAUCUUUAGUUUACUAUCCAUAAAAUAAAUCCUUCCUCAUCAUGCGAUAAUCAACAUUCUAUGAUACUGUCGUCCUUCACUGUUGUGGUAGCAAAGAGGUUUAGAUGCUAGUGGGUCCUGAAGUAUAGCAUCUAAUUCAUUGAGUUUUAGUGUUUGUCCUUGGGAGAGGAUGUAUACUUUAGUCAGUUGCAUUCAGAGUACCCGGUGAGGGGCCUGAGACGUGAUUUUAAGCAAAGUGAAAAGUUGUUGUGGGAGUUGUGGGUGUCGUAUGGUAUGCCUCAUCACUGGAGGUAUCUCAUGCCCAGUAGAUUUGUUUCGACUGCAAGUCUCCCAUCAUCAUGACGAUCACAUUUUUGCUUUUAUUUGGAGUUCGAGUUUUGUUGUCUUUGUCUGUCUGGUUAUGUGCGAUAAAGCGACGUAGUAAGCUUUCAAUUGACUCUGGUAGGCCUUUUUGGACUUUCGUAGCUUGUUUUAUAUUGUCAUGCCAUCGAGUUGGGGUUUCACAAUCCUUGAGUUGUUUUAUGCUUGUUUUUUUCGUCUCGAACAAGUGGCUUGGGAACUGCACAAAUGCAAGUCAACCAAUAGACUUUGCUCUUUGCUUAGCCAUAUGAAGGGAUCUUGGAAGACUGAUUUUUUUUUCUUGCCUCAUCUGGUGAGUUUACUUUCGAAGGUAACACAGUAUCGCUCGACUGGGUUAAGGUGUUAUAGGAGGGUUUCAGGAUCCCAUGAUUGAUGAAGAUAUUGCUUUACAGCGUGACCAACUUCUUCAUGAAAAAUCCAUCGAUAUAAGCACUUAUGUGGCUUGAGCAUGCUUGUUUCUUGUUAUCUAUGGCAAUGGUACGUCUCAUUUUUCAAUACCUUCUUUUUAGGCGACCAAAUUGUUUAACUUAAGUCCUCUCUUGCAGACUACUCUCAUUUUAGACUUGUAGGAAAUGUAGAAUGGUGCAAGCAGCGUCUCUUUCGUUGUCGAGGUGUCAAUUCAAGAAAUAAAAAAAAUUCCUCACCUGGGCAAUCGAAGGUUCGUUAUGACCAAACAAAGAGAACUUGCUCUUGGAUGAGAGGAUCAGGAGAUUCACUUAUUGUGAACGAUUGCUCUGAGGGGAGAGUUAGAGAUGCCAAAAAAAAAAACUCAAUGGGUAGUAAGGGAACCUGAAGCAACGGGAAUGGUUGUCAAGGGAAAAUAAGGAUAUAAUCUUGGAUGGUAUGUCAUAACUUAUGAGACAACCUUUGUGAAGUGGGAAACACUAACCCGUCUUAGAGGAUGUAGCACAUUAUCGAUUUUUUAUUUUUCCUGUUUUAGAGGUGCUUUUACAUUCUUCCCUUUUUGUUAAUAGCUAGCGAUGUAUGUUGUUGCAAUGGAGUGUCGUUUAGCUAUGUCAGAGCUUCGGAUCAAUGAGGUACUAAAGGAGGCAACUCGCUCUUUGGAGAUGAUGACGAUCCAGAUGAAGAUAAGAGAGAUCACUUUGCUUCCAGGUCUUGUGAAUGGAAUUCAAAAAUGGUGGAAGCUCAGCAACAUGUUGAGGCAGUCACACGAGAGAUGUGUAUCUCAGAAGCAGUUGUGGAUUUCCUUCAUGAAGAAAUUGAGCGACUUCACGUUAGAAUGCAUGAGAAGAGGUUAAUCAGGAGGUAUUUACGGCCAGAGAACACUGAUUUACAGUGGGAGAACACCAACCUCUGAUCAGAGAAUAAUACUCUUUGUCAUCAACUACAGAUGACAAUUUUGGGAGUGCUGGAUAAUUUCUAUCGUGUGGCCAGGAGGUCGAUUUAAUAUAUGUAUCCUGUAAGAUAUUAAUUUGUGACAUUUAUCCCCGACAUAUUCCUCCACAAAAUUCAGAAUUUGGGUUGUCGACUCUACAGAUUCUGAAUGUGUAGACAACGUUGAUUCUGAACGUUGUGGAGGAAUGUGUAGAGAAGAAUUUCAUCAAAAUAUCUUACAGAAUACAUGUAGUAAAUUGUCUUCCUGGACAGACGAUGAACUUUUUUCAUCACUCCCGAAGUUGCUAUUUGUAGCUAAUGUCGAAUAGUAUUAUUCUCUUAUCAGAGGCUGGUAUUCUCCGACUAUGUUCAAUAUUCUACGACCGUAAAAACCUUCUGAUUAACUUCUCCUCGCGCAUCUUGGCGUGAAGUCGCUCAACUUCUUCGUAAAGGAAAGCCUCAGCUGCGUGUGAGGUACACAACUUUUGUGUGGCUUCCUCAACAUGCUGUUUAGCCUCCACCAUUUGGCAUUCCAUUCACAAGACGUGGAAGAAAAGUGUUCCUCUCUUGUUUACAUCAGGAUCUUUAUUCCUCCAAGUUGCCUCCUCUUGGGCCUCAGUAACCUGAAGCUCUGUCAUAACUAGGUGACAGUCCAUCGAAACAACAUAUCACGCCAGUUAUUAACAAAAGAGCAACGUCAAAAUUUCCUAUAUGAAUUGAAGACAAAAAAAAUAAAGGGACGAAUGUAAAAGCACCUUUCAAAAAGAAGAAGCAAACGUCGAUCUUGUGGCUACAUCCUCUAAGAUGGGGUAGUGUUUUCCCGCAUCACAAAGGCUGUCAUAAGUUAAGACACCAUCAUCAAAGAUUAUAUCUUUUUUUUCUUUUGACAACUCUCCCUUGUUUCAGGGUUCCUUUACCGCUCAUUGGGCUUUUUUCUUUGGCUUCUCUAGCUCUCCCCUCAUAGAAACCCUUUCUAGUAGGUGAAAUUUCUGAUCCUCUCAUCUCGGAGCGAAUUCUCUUCGUUUGGUCAUGACGAACCCUCAACCACCCGUGCGGGAAAUUUUAUUGUAUUUCAUGAAUUGACACCCCGAUAUACAAAGUAAACGCUGCUUGCACCAUUCUACCCUUCAUACAAGUCUGAAAGUGGGAGUAGCUUCAAGGGAGGACUAAAGUUAGGCACCUUGGUCACAUUAGAAGGAAAUAUGCAAAAAGAGACGUACCCUUGCCAUAGAUAGCAAGAAACAAGUGUGCUCAAGCCCCAAACGUGCUAAAUCUAUGAGUUUCUCAUGGAGAAGUCGGUCAUGCUGUAAAGCAAUAUCUCCCUCAAUCACGGGAUCCUGAAACCCUCAUGUAACACCUUCAACCUAGUCGGUUGGUAUUGUUUACCCUCGGAAGUAAACUGACCAGGCGAGGAAAGAAAAUAAAAGAAGUAAGUCUCCCAAGAUCCCUUCUGAUGGCUAAGCGAAGUGCAAAUGUUAUUGGUUGAUUUGCGUUUGUGCAGUUUCCAAGCCACUCGGUCGUGAUGAAAUAAAAAGCAAGCAUAAAACAACUCAGAGAAUGGUGGAACUUCAUCUCGACGACAUGACAAGAUAAAGUAAGCGAUGAAAGUCCAAAAAAGGACUAACAUAGUCAAUUGAAAGCUUACUACGCCACAUUACCGCACACAACCAGACAAGCACUGACAAUCAAAACUCGUACUCCAGAGAAGAGCGAAAAAGGGUAUGACAUACCUCCAGUAAUGAGGCAUAUCGUACGACACCAACAACUCCCGCAAUCAUUUUUUCUUUGCGUAAAACCACGUCCCAAACCCCCACCGAGUACUCUGAAUGCAUCUGACCAAAAGGGUACAUCACCUCCCAAUGACAUACAUUAUAACUCGAUAGAUUAGAUGCCAUAUUCUGGGACCUACUAGCAUGUGGACCUCUUGCUACUAGAAAGUGGAGGGCGACGGUAAUGUUGAUUAUUGCAUGAUGAGGAAGGUAAAUUUGACAUUUUUAUGAAAGGUCAAAUGAGAAUUUACUUUAUGAAUAGUAAAGUAAGGAUUUACUGUGGAUGGAUAGUGAACUACUAUUGCUCUUGUGAUAAAUGGAAGUCUGAAAGGAGAAGUAUGGGAGUAGGAAGCUGUAAAAUGGAAAUGAACUAUGUUCCCCUUCACUCUACUAUUUAUAGACACAAUACUUGGGAUAGGGUCUAACAUCGACUUACGGUUAGAAAAUGUUUGGACGAACUCUAAAUUUUUCUAUCCAUAAGGGGACAAUUGAUGGACCCAAUUCUCAACCAAUAAAAUUUAAAAAUAUUAAACACCUCUUUUUUGGUUUAACACACUAGAUAAAUCCUUAAUUAUUGGAUAUCUAUUAUACCCGAAAAUUUAUGUUGAACAGUCAAAUACAUCAUAUUCCCCAUUUACCUCUUUUAUUUAUUUUUUCUAACUUAUGUUUGUUCUAUAAAAAAGCUCAUGUGUUUGUUUUUUCUUCACUUUCUUAUACCUUUCCUAACUCUCUCCUUUGUCCUUUUUUCUUUCCCUAAUCAUCCAUUUUGUCCUUUUACAUUCCUUUACUUUCUCCUUCCUUCCCACGUAUUCUCCCUUCCCUUCUCUAUUUCUUUUCUUUUACUAUUUUUUGUCUCUCUCUUAACCAUGCACGGAGAAAGAUACACGAACACUUUCUCCUCCUUUACUUCUCUUCCCUUCAUUGGUUUAUGUCGCAACCGUCCCUCGAAAUCAGAGGAUUCAUCAUGAAUUGCUCGGAGUCGCCAUUCAUCUAAGUUGUAGUGGAUCGAACACUAUUUUGUCCGAUUUCAACCUUAGGGUCAGAACCGGGACCUAGUCUGCGAAUUAAGAGAAUUCUAGGUUCGGGAGUACGGUUACGUGUGGAGAAGUGUAUUUACACCCAACAACGCCCAAAAAUUGGUACUAUUUAAAUCGAUAAGUUUUUAAGGGUUGGAUGUAUUAUUAUUUUAUUUACGUAGUUAAUUAUAAGAUUCGAUUAAUUAGGUAUUAUUAUUUAAAAUUGAUCAUACGGCUAUUGACAUAAUUCUCCAAAGUAAAGAAAGAGUUUUUGGUGAGUUGGAUUCGAACCUGUUGGUUGCCUACGUGCCCGAGUAGUCAGGAUCAAAGUCCACGUAGUUUGGUUAUUUUGAACGACUUUGAAAGAGGAAACCUAACACGUUCUAUUGAUCAUGUUCAAGGUUUAAGAUCGAGUCUUUGAGAAAAUAAUUCUUAUAUUUUGAUUUGGUAAUCGAACAAUAAAUAAUUUUAAUGAGUGUGGUAGCUUAUUAAGUUGUUGAAAUAUAAAAAGAAAAGGUGCAUUUAUUUAUUUCGUUUUAAGUCAAGUAGCCUAUUGGCUAAACGUGUUGACUGGACUUGUUAAGGAGUCGGGUUGCACGGGUUUGAGACCCGCAAUAGUUGAUUUUAAAUUUUCGUAAGAGGGAAAGACUAGAGAUGGCAAUGGGUCGGGUCGGGGACGGAUAGUGCAUAUCCGUUACCCUACCCAAAGUAGUUCGGGUUUUACCCAUACCCAUACCCACAUAUGAAACGGGUAGAAAAUUAAAACCAUGCCCAUACCCGUUCGGGUUGUAUCCACGGUUAUCCAUGGGUAAUGAUUUCUCUUCAUAACUCCAACUAAUAUAUUAACAUUCACACGUAUUCUCACAUUACGCAACAGGAAAAGUAUGAUAAUAAUUCACUAGAAUGAAGAAAAUUAAUUAAAACAACACAAUUUCAUGAAAAUAUUAUAUUUAUAUGCUAAAUAUAAAAUAUGUUAGAGAAAAAUAAUGACUAUUCUAGACAAAAUACAUAUGUAUGUGUAUAAUCGGGCGGGUUCGGGUUGGAUACUGAGAAACCCAUGCCCACCCAUUACCCGCAGUAUUCGGGUUCGGGUUUUACCCGUACCCAAUGGCAGCGGGUUAUUUUAAAAGGGACAAGGGGUAUGUUAGUCAUUUUAAGGGUAUAUAGACCCUUGUACCAUCAAACCCUAGUUACCGUCGUCAUCCCUUCCUUCUCCCGGUCUUUCGAGCAACAAAGAAAAGAAACAGGACGAAAACCUCAUACUCUCUCCCAAUCUCCCAUUCUCUCAGAUUUUCUCUCCCUCGCCCAUACCCUAAUCAACAACCACGGCGAAGGAAAAGGAUAAAUCCUCCCUUAUUCGUUGUCAACCUUUCUCCUCUUCCUCGACACCCUCGAUCUAACCUCUCUCACUCUCUUUCUGGUAACCGUGAGAAGAAAGGAAAAACGGCAAAAGUGGUGAGAAUGACGGCGAUAGACACCAUUGACAACACCAGCAAGGGUGACGGCGGUAAGGUCAUUUUUAUUCACAUGCAUGUCGAUUUUAGGGGGUUUGAUAAUGAUUUUCUUUGGGUUUGGAGGUUCUGACUCUCUUCCUUUCUGGUAUCGACGAGGAGAAAGAAGACAAAGGAGCAGAAGGCGGCGGCGAAGUUGAGAGUGACGGCGAUUGGCGCUAGUGAAGACGACGACGAGGUGAGAGAUGACUUUUUGGCUUGCAACUCGAGUUUAGGAUUCAAUUUGGUCAUUUGGGUUCUGAUUGUAACUGUAUAGUCUCGUUUAGUAUUUGUAUUUGUAAUGUAAUUAUAUUAUAUAUAUAUAUAUAUAUAUCAAUGGGUCAGACUGAUUGUAACUGUAUACUAUUCAGGUACUUCUAGUGAGAUAUCUCUAUCUAGACCAUGAAUUAAACCGAGUUUGGGGUAUGAUACAAUACCCUAACCUCUAAUGGAUAAACCCCAGGCUCGGGUUCCCUAAACCCAAACCCGAAGUUCAAUUUAAUUGAAAAUACUAAUUGACCGUUGAGAUUGGUCGGAGCUUAGAAAAGGAGAUCUAACGGUCAUAUCACGUGGAGUAUACCAGUGAUAACCAUAAGAUGCUCUAUUUUUAUGUAGUUAUCCUUUCUUUAAUGGUUCAAAAUCAAGGUAUAGUGCUCACCUGACCCAAAGUUUUAAAAGCGAAUUCCACAAUUCAUCUAACCGAAGCAUGUCUAUCAGUUGUACCAAUUAAGACUUGCUAUUUCUAAUCUCAUUGGUCCAAAUGGUACCAACUAAGAUUUGAUAUUGCUAAUAUCAUUGAGUUAUGAUAAACAAGACCUUCCCGGACGCUAUAAAUACAUCUUUAGUUA
Linum trigynum is the source of this 7519-nucleotide messenger RNA. NCBI's taxonomy places the organism in Eukaryota, Viridiplantae, Streptophyta, Magnoliopsida, Malpighiales, Linaceae. The record is from the annotation of a GenBank genome assembly.